UUAUUAUUAAAGCUCAGGUUCGCUUCACUCAUCAUCAGCUGGACUUAAUGAGUUUGUCAGUGAUUAAAGAGCCUGUGUGCUGCUGAUGAACUGGGCUGGAUUCUGCCUCUUCACCGCUCUGCCCUUAAAAUGGAGUUUGUGGAGAGGAAGCGGAGCAGGAAAUCGCAGAGCUUUAAACUGGUGAAUGAUGCAGAUUUUAGCCAUGAAAUGGAUGAUGUAGACCAGAAUGACACUGAAGGAGAUGCCCUGGAUGCUUCUGAGACUGAAGUCUGGUUAGGUGAUGAAGGGAUGGAGAUAAAGAAGCAGAUAACAGGCAUGAUGCGCUUGCUGAGUGACAAGACAGGACGAGUGUAUCAGCGGGUUGGACGAGAGGGUGAGACCCUCAAACAGGAGCCUCAGGAGGAGGCUCUCAGCUUGCCUGUGGCUCAGAGCCCGGCCCCUGAACAUCUCCAGUACGGCUGGAACUCAGUCCUGAUGACUCACGGGCAGUACAGCACCCGCUCCAAAACCCAGAGGAUGCUCAAUCACUCAAAAGCUAAUGACAUGGCCUUGCCCCCUGCACCUGCUGCCAUGGCAACUGAGCCCAGCUGCUGUAUGUGCAACUGCAAAAGCACCCUGCAGGCCAUUCUGCUGGAGUUACGUACCAUGAGGAAACUAUUCCAAAGUCAGAGAGGAUGCCAGGACAAACAGGGCUCCCAGGACUCACUCUUGUCCCGAACCUCCAUCUCCAAGAGGAGGAGCCGAAAGAGGAGGCCGGGUCACAGAGUUACAGUUCUGACCACACCCACUAAAAGAACCACACCUCUGUCGCCACCCGCUGAGACCGAUGCUGUUAAUGAGUGUAAUCAGUCACGAGAGGACACACCCCCAACAGUGACAUCAUUUAUUCCAGAUCCCAUUCCCAGUGCCAAGACUCCUUCCUCUCACUACAGCGUCACCAGAGGCCAAAGCACCACAGAGCCGGAGGUGCAGUUGGCCGAGGAUUAUGACAUAUUUAUUCCUAAAGCACAGUUGGACUCUAUCUUACUGAACUACACUCGCUCUGGCAGCCUGCUCUUCAGGAAACUGGUGUGUGCGUUCUUUGAUGAUACCACACUGGCAAACUCACUGCCCAACGGCAAAAGGAAGAGAGGUCUGAACGACACCAGGAAAGGACUCAAUCAAAACAUAGUCGGAGCCAUUAAAGUGUUCACAGAAAAGUAUUGCACAGCCAAUGGAAUUGAGAAGCUUCCUGGCCCCAGAGACUGGGUCCAGAUUCUGCAAGACCAGAUUAAACUUGCGCGUCGACGCUUAAAAAGAGCAGAGACUGCCUCAGACAGUAGUGAUAUUCAGCACAAAACAGAGAAAUGUCAGCAAACUGUUGAUAAAGUGGAAACUGUGACGCAAAAUGGUGCUGCUUAUGAGAGAACAGAAUGUCUAGUGGCUAUGGACACUGCCUGAGAAGAGAUUGUUUUCAACAAAACGCAACCUCCGACCCCCGCAAAGGAGUAAUUUUUAAUUGUGUUUCUCAACCCUGGUCCUGGGCGCCCCCCAGCACUGCACAUUUUGCUUGUCUCCCUCA
Molecule: messenger RNA, 1561 nt
Organism: Sinocyclocheilus anshuiensis
Lineage: Eukaryota; Metazoa; Chordata; Actinopteri; Cypriniformes; Cyprinidae
Product: BEN domain-containing protein 7-like
Exons: 10
Coding region: 130-1440 (436 amino acids)
Molecular function (GO): DNA binding
Source: RefSeq, a predicted model, not a curated record